AUGAUUUCAAUUUUUAUAUUGAUGGGUAGCAUGGCUUCUCUGUUUCCCUUUGCAUCCGGACAAAACGACAACUGCCUAACGCCCAAUGCCCAGAAUGGUAUAUGCAUCGUUUAUGGAAACUGUGAUUUUAUACUACAACUGAUCAUCCGUAAUGCGAAUCUGCACGAUUCAUCGAUUGAAAACUAUGUCGUACAAUCCGUCUGUGGUUAUAAUGAUGUGACACCCAUGGUAAUUUGGUUCAUAUAUGCUCCAGUCAAAGAGUGAAUUAAGAGUUUCGGUUUUCCCUAUCUGCUCAAGGUUUGCUGUCCAACGUUAAGAUUCGCUAAUCAAGGCUCAAACACAACGGCUAGCUUCACAAAUCCUCCAACAGUAACAUCAGCUCCUGGUUCAUUCUUUUUUGCAAGUAUUUCCGGUGGAGCAUCUAGACCGGAUGUUGGUACGGUAGCGCCCAGCAGUAGCAGUGCGAUAAAGCUACCCACAAACGAUGCCGAUCGUUGCGGUAUGUCUAAUGCAACACAUACGCGCGUCGUCGGUGGUGUAGAUGCACAGCUAAAUGCCUGGCCGUGGAUGGCCGCGCUGGGCUAUCGAUCGACGUCCUUCGAGCUAAACACCGGGCCACGCUUUCUGUGCGGUGGCACGUUGAUCACUACCGUGCACGUGCUUACAGUGGCGCACUGCAUCCAGACCGGUCUGUACUUUGUGCGGCUCGGUGAGCAUGAUAUUACAUCGGAUCAAGAUGGCGCUAACCCGGUUGACAUCUACGUGCAGCGCUGGCUAGUGCACGAGCGUUACAAUGAGAAAGCUAUCUAUAACGAUAUUGCGCUGAUACUGUUGCAGAAAUCGGUCACCAUUAGCGAAACCAUCAGACCGAUCUGUUUGCCAUUGGAUGCGAAACAGCGCACAAAAGAUGUUACCUAUUACGCACCGUUCAUUGCCGGUUGGGGAGCAGUCUCGUUCAAUGGUCCGUCCGCAACCAAGCUGCAGGAGGCACAGGUGGUGGUACUUCCGGCUGACCAGUGUGCCUUCAAUUAUAAGCUGUAUUUUCCCGGCCAGAUCUUUGACGACACGGUACUGUGCGCUGGGUUCCCCCAAGGGGGCAAAGACUCCUGCCAAGGAGAUAGUGGCGGUCCACUAAUGUUACCCGAGCUUUGCUCCAACGGUCAGUACUAUUACUACACCCUGAUCGGACUCGUCUCGUACGGUUACGAAUGUGCACGUGCCGGUUUUCCGGGAGUCUACGUGAAAGUCACGGCAUAUCUUUCCUGGAUCGAAAGCAACAUCAAUUUCUGA
Molecule: messenger RNA, 1290 nt
Organism: Anopheles maculipalpis
Lineage: Eukaryota; Metazoa; Arthropoda; Insecta; Diptera; Culicidae
Product: venom protease-like
Exons: 3
Biological process (GO): proteolysis
Molecular function (GO): serine-type endopeptidase activity
Source: RefSeq, a predicted model, not a curated record